UCCUGCAACAAUGGGUGACGAUCUGAUGGAAAAAGUCAGUUCUUUUGGUGAGCGUCUCAAGAUUAGCGGUGUUGAAAUGGGCAGAAAAGUGACUGCUGGAAUGAGCUCCAUGAGCUUUAAGAUGAAGGAAUUCUUUCAAGGCCCAAGCCAAGCUGACAAAAUUGUUGAGGAGGCUACCUCAGAGAAUUUGGAGGGACCUGACUGGGAUGCGAACCUCGAAAUCUGUGACAUGAUCAACAGUGAGAAGGUCAAUAGCGUUGAGUUUAUUUGUGGUAUCAAGAAAAGAAUUAUGGUGAAGAAUCCAAGGGUCCAGUAUCUUGCAUUGGUGCUCCUUGAGACAUGCGUGAAGAACUGUGAGAAAGCUUUCUCUGAAGUCGCAGCAGAAAAGGUGCUUGAUGAGAUGGUAAAACUGAUAGAUGAUCCUCAAACAGUAGCCAACAAUCGGAACAAGGCCCUUGUUCUGAUUGAAGCAUGGGGAGAGUCCGGAGAUGAACUUAGAUAUUUGCCAGUUUAUGAAGAAACCUAUAAGAGCUUAAGAUCUAGAGGUAUAAGGUUUCCUGAAUGUGAUGCUGAGAGCUUGGUUCCAAUCUUUACCCCUCCAAGUUCAGAUCCAGAGACAGAAGCACUGCCAAUACCAAAUUAUCCUGAUUCUCCUGUGCUAAGUUUUACCGCUGAACAAACAAAGGAAGCUUUUGAUGUAGCUCGCAACAGCACAGAACUUCUUUCAACAGUUUUAACCUCUUCUCCUCAGCAAGAAGCUUUAAAGGAUGAGCUGACAAUUACGUUGGUGCACCAAUGCCAACAAUCUCAGUAUACCAUACAAAGAAUCAUAGAUUCAGUUGGUGACAAUGAAAUCAUACUUUGUGAAGCUUUGAAUGUAAAUGAUGAGCUACAGAGGGUUCUUACCAAGUAUGAAGACUUAAAGAAGCCUUCGGUUAUUCAUUCAGAACCAGAACCUGCAAUGAUUCCAGUUGCUGUGGAACCAGAGGAAUCUCCACGAGUCAGUAGAGAAGAGAAUCUCAUCAGAAAACCUGCCGAGUUUCGAGCAAGGUCAGGUGAAGACGAUGACCUGCUACAUGACCUUGAUGAAAUGAUUUUUGGAGUGAAAGGGGGCAGCUCAUCAGAGGACCAAGAGAUGAGAAAGAAGAAGCAUCAGUAUAAGAAGGAUGAUCUGAUCAACUUCUAAUCAGAUAAGAGGAAUGAAUAUUUAUAUAUUUGAAUGUGGAUUUCUAAGCAGAUUUGUGGAAAGUUUCUGUGAUUAUAGGAGGAAUAUAGUGGCGUUGGUUGAUACUUAAUAGUAUAUGUUUAUGUUAUUAUUAUUUUCAUUGUUUUUUUGGCUUAAAGAUUGAUAGGAACUGUAGUUUUUUUUAAAUAUUUUGUGAGAUAUAUAUUCUUGUUGGUAAA
Molecule: messenger RNA, 1404 nt
Organism: Dendrobium catenatum
Lineage: Eukaryota; Viridiplantae; Streptophyta; Magnoliopsida; Asparagales; Orchidaceae
Product: TOM1-like protein 1
Exons: 3
Coding region: 11-1186 (391 amino acids)
Biological process (GO): protein transport to vacuole involved in ubiquitin-dependent protein catabolic process via the multivesicular body sorting pathway
Molecular function (GO): phosphatidylinositol binding; ubiquitin binding
Source: RefSeq, a predicted model, not a curated record